AAGAAAACCGGCGCUGAUUUUGAACUUUGAAGAAGAAUGUGCAAACUUUAUCAGGCAGGUGUGGCUUUGCUGCCGCUGGUGUUGGAAUAAACAUCUAACCUCUGCUUUUAGUAUCGGACGUUGUCACGUUACAUGUCAGCCGCACUACCACAGGAACAACUUUGCACAGCUUAUGUCAACUUUAGCUAACCCAGCUGCAGUAAGACACGAUGGAGUCGUCUGUGGUGAACCUGUACAACCAGUUCCAGAGUCUGAGAGCCCAGAUGGAAGGUCUGAAUGAGGGCAUUGAACCACAAUUCCUCCAGAUGGCCGUGAACUUUGAGGAAUGCCGUAAGAAGUGGCUGCUGGCCGAUGAGGAUCUGGUUUCCUGUAAAGAGAUGCUGGCUAAAACAGAGACUGAGAGGGGAGCCCUGGAGGUCAAACUAAAGCACGCUCGCAACCAGGUGGAUGUGGAGAUUCGGCGGCGGCAGAAGGCUGAAGCAGUCUAUGAGAAGCUGGAACGUCAGCUACAGCUAAUUCGGGAGUUGCUGAUAUCUGAGAACAAUGGCAGCAGUGUCCUCCUGAGUGAGGAGCAGCGCUCCGCCCUGGCCUUCCUCAGUGCCCAUUCCCAGGCAGCACAGGCUGCUAAAAGUAACCUCAACUCCAGUCGAAGGUUAACUACCAUCGAUGAAUCGGCUUCUUUGCUGUCAGACAUCAGUUAUGACCAAACAGAUGAAUCUCUGGACUGGGACGCCUCUGCGAUGAAGACUGUAAGACUGCGUAAACGGCAGAAACGACGUUCCUCCAGGAAACUUUCUGAGCUUCCUCCACAGACAGUGAAGAAACCUCGCUCCACUGGACGCACAUCAGAUAGGAUGAAUGAGUCUAUAGUGGCCAAAACGACCAUCACUGUGCCUGUGAAUGGUGGUGCUGUUGAGGCUGUGUCCACCAUUGAAACUGUGCCUUACUGGACACGCAGCAGAAAGAGUGCGGCUCAAACAUGGGUCGAUACAACCACCACUGACCAAUCUGAGACUGCCAGUGAGGCUCCCAGCACCCCGGUCUCAGAUUUCCCAGCCCAACUCCGAACCCUCCGAGGUAAUGGAGCAGGAGGGAAGAAGCACCACUUCAUUACCAAAACCGUGAUCAAGUCUGAGUUCUGUGCUCCAUGUGGAAGAAGGACAAAGUUUGGCAAGAUGUACCUUCGCUGCCAGGACUGUAGGGUGGUGACCCACCCUGAGUGUCGUGACCGCUGCUCCCUGCCUUGUAAUCCCACAGCUGUUGGCACUCCCAUGAAGGGAGGUACAGAGGCCACCCUGGCUGACUUUGCUCCAGUCACCUCACCUAAAAUCCCAGCUUUGGUUAUCUACUGCAUUAAGGAGAUUGAAAACAGAGGCCUACAUGAGGUCGGCCUGUACAGAAUCUCUGGCCACGAGCGCUUGGUGAAAGAGCUAAAGGAGAAGCUGAUCAGAGGAAAGACUCUGCCUCCGCUUAACAAAAUAGAAGACAUUAACGUCAUUACAGGUGUCCUCAAAGACUUCCUCAGAAACCUUCCAGAGCCACUGCUCACCUUCCACCUCAACAAAGUCUUCAUGGAAGCCGCUGAAAUCCAAGAUGAUGGCAACAGUCUCGCCAUGUUGUAUCAGACCAUCAGUGAACUGCCUCAACCCAAUCGAGACACACUGGCCUGCCUGAUGAUCCAUCUGCAGAAAGUCUCUCAGUGUGUUGACACCAAGAUGGAUGUGAACAACCUGGCCAGGGUGUUUGGCCCUACACUUGUGGGUCAUGCUGUUCCCGACCCAGACCCUAUGACCAUCCUGCAUGACACAAACAGACAGCCAAGGGUAAUAGAGCGCUUGCUCAGUAUUCCAGCAAAGUACUGGGGACAGUUUGCUUAUCCAGAUAAUACAGGCAUGGACAAUGCUCACCACACUGACACUCCAGACCACAAAGUGAGCAUAUUGGGACCAGUGACCACUCCGGAGCACCAGACGAUGGUCAAAACACCCUCCUCCAGCUCCCUGUCCCAGCGCGUGAUGCACACCCUCUCCAGCACCACCAUAUUUGGAAGCAAGAGCAAAGCAUCUGCUGCCUCCAAUCGCCAGGGCAACUUCUUCGCUUCACCACAGCUGAAGUAAUGGCAAACAAUGGAGGAAAAAAGGAAAAAAAAAAAAAAAAGAGUUCACCCAUGUUGUAUUUCUGAGUUACUUAUUGCAAUAACUGAGUGUAUAUUCACGCAAUCAUGUGGAAAAACUACUGUGCAAUUUUAUCAUAUAACAGUUUUAUUAUUUUUUUUUAAUCGAGUAUUUUAUGCAAGUCUUUCUAACCAGAUUCUUUAUAUAUAUAUAUAUAUAUUCCUGCACGCAGUGUUUAAGUGAGUUGUUUUUUUUAAAAAAAACAUCUUUGAUUACUAAUGAUUUAUUAUUGACCAAAACUGUGGUGACUAUGCGAUUGUAAGAGGUUUGAGGGCUUUAAUGAGCAAGCAACCAUUCAAAACUUCUGCUUUGUGUUUAACACGUGGGACUGAUGUUCAGAAGCUAUGCAUUCACUGGUGUUGGUCCAUCUUUCAAGCUGUGGUUGUAACCACGGCAACAGGGAUGUUCAAGCAUAUGUGAAACACACAGCCUGAACAAAGAGAAAAAAGUUAACGGCCAGAGUGUUUGUUUUUUUUUUUUUGGUUGUUUAUUUUUUUGGGCUGUGUUUGCCUUGGCAUUGUCCUGAAACUGAUAUCUUAAUUGUUUUCUUGAUUUGACAUUUUUGUUUUAUAUUUAUGUUGAAUGUGUGUAACAAUGUAUACCAAUCAUAACAUUUUAUAUGCUUUAACAAUACUAUACACUGAUACUAACUGGGAAAAAAUGUUGCAUUUUGCACUGUAUCUGCAACAAUCUGAAUGUGUUAUCUACCAGGGAGAAUGCACCACUAGAGGCUGCUGCUGCACCACUUUUCAUGUGCAAGGCUUAACCAAUAUAAAAGGUCUACUGUAUAUUAUGCACACAACCCAUCAGCCUUACUGACUUAUAUUGACUUAUCAUCACAUCACUGGAAAUACUGUAAGUUUUUUCUUGUGAUUUUUGAACAGUUGAGCCAUUAUUUUCACAUUAAAAUUCUUUAAGUUUUGAAUGUGAAAACUGAUUUUCAUGCACACUUUGAUUUUUUGUAUCCACAGUACCUUUCUUGUACAGUUACAUCACCAGUAUCGCACAUGAAGUGAUAUUUCCUCUGAGGAAACUUCUUUUGUCUGCUGCUCUCACUGUCACCUUCAUGCUCCAGAUUUUAGCACGAUGGUGACUUUACUGGUUCAGCCUUUAUUAGAGGAGAAAUGUUGAAAAGCUGAUUGACAGUGCUGAGACAUUAAAACCAAUGAAGAAAAAUAUUUCAGGUUUUAAGACUUCAUUAAUAACACAUUAUAUUUUAUAUGCUCUUGUACAUUUAUUCCUUUAUAUGAUUCUAUUUCUCUAUUGAAAUCUUGUCCAUCUGGCGAAGUUACUUUCACACAAGAUUUUCUCUACUGAAUGUUAGCGAUCAUUCCUUUGUAUUAGCUCAAACAACAUCACGGUUGAGCUGAAAAUAAAACAUCAAAAGACUGGU
Scatophagus argus is the source of this 3567-nucleotide messenger RNA. RefSeq names its product rac GTPase-activating protein 1-like. NCBI's taxonomy places the organism in Eukaryota, Metazoa, Chordata, Actinopteri, Scatophagidae. The coding region runs from base 210 to 2117 and encodes 635 amino acids. The record is from RefSeq and is a predicted model, not a curated record. Gene Ontology annotation, biological process: signal transduction. The transcript has 17 exons.